CGCGACGGACAGCAGCUGCGGGACUGAACGAGCGGUGGUCGCAGUAACAGCAGCAGCUACGGCAAAGGCCAGCAUGCAGAUGUCAGUGGCGGUGGUGCCGAUCCCGGUGACCGAGGACGAUCUACCCGAGGACGAGGAGGGCGGAACGAGCGGGCGCUCCCACUAGCUGGUGCUCGUUACGGAGGGCGGGCACGGCUGCUGCUGCUGUUACUGCCGUCGCCUGCGGCCGUCCUUCUACAACACCGAAACCAAGUUGACCGCGGGGGAAGGAGAUAAUGGCCGGGGAACAGUGGAGCGGCUGGCUGCAGCGCUGUCGCGAGUCACGAAGCCUCGUCCUCGUGAUCGUCGCCAUAGCUCUGCUGCUCGACAACAUGCUCCUGACAACUGUUGUUCCCAUAAUCCCGGAGUUCAUCUACGACAUGAGACAUCCGAACGCCACCUUGAGCCAGCACCUCGACGAGGCCGUUCAUCACGGGCCAACGACGACUACCCCACCGACGACACCCGGAUGCUCCUGCGCCCCGAACAACUCCAACAACUCGCCCCUUGAGUUCAUCCUGUCCACACCCCCCACCGACAUCGUCCUUCAGUUGCUGAUGCUACAGCCAUCUGUCACCUACACGGAAGCCGAACCUCCGACCCUGAAGUCACUGGUUACCGAUCCUUACAUCAUCCUCGCUGCAGGUGCAAUAACAUUCGCCAACAUGGGAAUCGCGAUGCUGGAGCCGAGUCUGCCGAUCUGGAUGAUGGACACGAUGAGCGCGAGCAGGUGGAAACAGGGCGCAACGUUUUUACCAGCUAGCAUAAGCUAUCUCAUUGGCACGAAUCUUUUCGGGCCCUUGGGACACAAGAUGGGAAGAUGGCUGGCCGCCCUCAUCGGUCUCAUCGUCAUCGGCAUCUGUUUGAUGUGUAUACCCCUGGCGAAGAGCAUCGACGAUCUGAUAAUACCAAACGCCGGUCUGGGCUUCGCCAUAGGCAUGGUGGACAGUUCUAUGAUGCCCGAGCUCGGUUACCUCGUCGACAUAAGGCACUCGGCGGUUUACGGCAGCGUCUACGCGAUCGGCGACGUUGCUUUUUGCCUUGGCUUUGCCAUCGGACCGGCGUUGAGUGGGACUCUGGUUAACACCAUAGGUUUCGAGUGGAUGCUCUUUGGAAUAGCUAUUUUGAAUUUCAUUUACGCGCCGUUCAUGUACUUUUUGAAGGCCCCGCCGACAAAGGAGGAGAAAAAGUCGUUGAUCGUAGGGGACAAGUCGUCGGUUCGUUACGUGAGCUACGAGAACGAAGAGGAUGAGCACGAGUAAAUCUGUUUGUUUGCAUCGGUACGUCUGCCAGUACAUAUUUGAACGAGUCUUGUUUUUACAUUUCUUUUUUUUUUUUUUUUUUUUUUUGUCAUUUAUGCAUAUUUUAUACAUACCCAACUACUAUCCGUACUCCUUGCGAGUGGGCGCACUUUUGGGCAUCUUCGUUGCAAUAUCCAUACAGAUCCUCAUUGGAAAUUCUUACAGAUUUUGGUGCAAGUGUAUUAUAUGUAUAUGUUAUAAUAGAUUAACGUCCUGGCAGACAAUGUCUGGUUACGAAUACUAUCGAGGGAUCGGCUGUGUGGGUCAUGUGUACGCUCAUCUCGUAACUUUGUUUUGUUGAAAGAGAAAGUUUUACCGAACGUUGAUUAUGAGAUGAUACUCUUACAGAUUUUUAAUUAGUUGUAAGUAUCCGAUAAACUGAUGCCAAAAAAAUAAUACUUAUUGCCAGCUCAUUUUCAACAAACAUUAAGUAUAUUUAACUAUUUUUUUUCGAAUCUAUAAGUAAGUAUAUAAAUGUUUUUUUUUUUUUUUUUUUUUUUUUUUGUUUUUGUUUAUUCCUUUCCAUCUCGAAGUAGCAACUGUGGAUAACAAUGUAUGUUUGAUUUUUUGGAAUCUCCAUUAAACACCCUUGGAGUAUUAAAACUAUUUUACUCGUUUUACAAACUCGGUGUUACCUGUACGCUUACGUUAUUGAUGAAACUUACUUACGAUGAAUAUAAUUAUAGUAAAUAAACAAGUUUUGCUCUAAAGCAGCGUUGUGUGGGAGUAAAGUAAAUUCAUGAAUAAUAGGAGAAAAAAAAAAAACAUUUAGGAGAGAUCGCGAACUGUAGGAAAUUUGUUUUGGUCUUACAAAAGUACCAUUGACCAUGUAGAAUACACUCAACUAAAUAUGUGUUAUUGUAUAUACACAUAAGAUGUACACAUUGUUCGAAAUUAUAUACCUGGCAUAUCGCAAUGCAAAAUGUCCGCUUAUGUGGAGGCCAAACUGAUGAUGAACACGACUCGCUUAAAUCACGUAUUUUGUAGUUUUUCAAGUAGGUACCUCGUUGUAGGUGCUUUGCUUGAAAAAUGUACAAAAAUCGAGGUUUCAGCGAUUAAAGUAUUAAACUGCGAGUAUCAAGUCAAGAAAAUCAAGUUCUGAAAAAAGGCACCAUUAUUGGUACUACCUCUACCAAUACAAAAAGAAAAAAAAAAUCACAGAAAAACCGUGCUAUAGAGACAACUAAAAAAAAAAAAAAAAAAAAUUGAUGGUUCAUCAGAGCUGUUAAAAAAGCUAUCCCGAUUUCUGACAAAUUUUCAGGAGAGUCGCAUUUUUCAUUUUUAACUUCGAAAUUCGUUUAUUGGAGAACCGCCCGGUUUGAGUUCCUUGAAUGGCUGCAGGGAAAACGAGCGUUAAAGCGACCGGGAAGGCAUGAAGGUGUUCUCGCUCAUCGGAUCUGAUUGCGUUACUUAAAAUUUGAACAAAUGUAUGCAUUAAUGGCGACUCCUCCACUUUUCAACCGAUCAAGACCUUAAAAAAAUAAAAUAAAACAAAUUAAAUAGUCUGAAACAUCCGUACGCAUGAGUUUCGAAAUUGGGUGUUGUUAAAACGUAUAUAUGUACUCGUUCGAAUAAUAAUCGAUUAAAAAAUAAUAAUUCAUGUGUAUUGAAAAUUAUAUUUCGAUGAGGGUGCGGUCGGAUGUUUCCGAUAUGGACUUGGAAUAAAAGAUAUAAAACAGAUAUUUAUUUAUCUCGGAGCGUAUGACGAAUCAACAAUGAUCCUGAGAAACUUAAAAUAGAGGAUUUGCAGCGGGAAACUCUAGGGCUGGACUUUUGGGAAAAAGAAAGUAAAAAAAAAUUAUAAAAAUGUCUCUCGCGCUAAAUUCGUAGAAGCAAUACUCGAGUUGUAGAAAAUUAAAGUAGAAGCAAAAUACUCAAUAUAAUUACAAGAAAGUUUGAUGCGUGUUUAAAAAAUAUAUAAAAAAAUCAAAAAAAAAUUACAUGUGUCGUUGUUUAUCUGUAGUUGAAGAAAAAAAAAAAAAAAAUUCUGUCGUGUAUUUAUUCUGACAAAGUGUUAGGUAUAGGAAUGUGUCUCGACGUGAAAGUUUGCAAUAAUUUUUUUCGCGUUUCGUUCAUUCAGAUCCUGAGCUACUGUGACAGUCGUAUAACGUGUGCUUUACUUCGUAUUAUACAUGUAUAUGUAUGUAUGUAUACUUACUCAAAAAAACUAGAUUAUAAGAGCAACUAUCGUAGUACUUUGCUUACCAUUAAUUUUACCGUUCAGUACUGCAACGAGAGACAAAAAAAAAAAAAAAAAUUAA
Molecule: messenger RNA, 3601 nt
Organism: Copidosoma floridanum
Lineage: Eukaryota; Metazoa; Arthropoda; Insecta; Hymenoptera; Encyrtidae
Gene: Vmat
Product: Vesicular monoamine transporter
Biological process (GO): transmembrane transport; aminergic neurotransmitter loading into synaptic vesicle
Cellular component (GO): synaptic vesicle membrane; terminal bouton
Molecular function (GO): serotonin:sodium:chloride symporter activity
Source: RefSeq, a predicted model, not a curated record